Amblyraja radiata (thorny skate) is the source of this 1957-nucleotide messenger RNA. RefSeq names its product F-box protein 16 (gene fbxo16). Gene Ontology annotation, molecular function: protein binding. The record is from RefSeq and is a predicted model, not a curated record. NCBI's taxonomy places the organism in Eukaryota, Metazoa, Chordata, Chondrichthyes, Rajiformes, Rajidae. Bases 279 to 1379 code for a protein of 366 amino acids. The transcript is spliced from 11 exons.
UAUUGGUCCGUUGGGCGCCGGGUGGCGGCCGGAGGCUGUUGCCAUAGAAACGAAGCGAGGCUGCCCUCCCCCCCCCCCCAGGCAUCGGUGGCACCGGUUGGCGUCGGACAAAACGGAGCCGUCUUUGCCCUUGGUGAUGGGAAAUUUUGGAGACACAAGGACCUGCAGAUGCUGGAAUCUUGCAUGGAACACAAAGUGCUAGAAUAACACAGCAGAUUCAAUUUGAAUGUAGUGAGUUAACGCAUGAAGGAAAAGCUUUAAAGUUUAAAUAAUUCAAAAUGACAUUUGCACCAUUGAAGAUCAUGAACGGUCCUAAAAUGCAAACAAAGAUGAGCACAUGGACACCCCUGAACCAUCAGCCUACCAAUGAAAAGGUCUUUGGAGAAAGAGGAGAACUACUAGGGAAAUGGUUUGAUAAGUGGACUGAUACACAGCGUCGCAAGAUUCUUCUUGAUCUGUUUAAAAGAUGCUCCGUCUCCCAGCUGAAGUUUUGUGAGCAACAUUUGCGCAGUAGAGUUCCAAUGGAAGCUUUGGACUUUACAUGUUUCCUUCCCAGAGUGCUGGCUUUAUACAUCUUCUCCUUCUUGGAUCCAAGAAGCCUUUGUCGGUGUGCACAGGUGAACUGGCAUUGGAAAGAUCUGACUGAACUGGACCAACUCUGGAUGCCCAAAUGCCUGAGACUAGGUUGGUACAUCAGUUUCUCGCCUACUCCCUAUGAACAAAGAAUCUGGAAAAGGCACUACCUUGAGAUGGUGAAGGAGCUGAAUGUGACCAAGCCAAAGACUCCACCCAAAGAAGAGUUUAUUGUGGCGCAAGUCCAUCCAUUAUCAAAGGAUCCAGCAGACCAAAAGCUGUCUACAACGCGGUCCCCCACUGGGAAAGUUCGGCCUGAGCUCCCACCCUGGCGUGGGUCAGACAGACAUCCGACAGAUACCAUACGUUUCAACUAUCUGGACAACAGCAGCCCCAUUGAGUUAACUGGGAAAAAGAAGGGCAAUCAAACCACCCCUGAUCUUAUUCGACAGAGUCUCGACAGAAAGAAGCAUCCAUCGGCAAACUAUAAAAUGCGUAAAGUAAAAUCACUGAUGUGCAUGUCCCUUGACUUUAACUUCAAUCAAAAACGGCAACUUCGUCCAGUCUGGGCAAGUCGUAGUGCAGUGGGAGGUUUUGUUUCCAAGGAAGAAGUCAAUGCAUUAACCCAAAGUUCCGAGUGGAAUGCUGGUAUUCGACCAGCACCAGUUCGACCAGCUGUUCCAUUCAUGAGUGAAAAAGGACAUAAAGCUUCUUUACGGACCCAGAGGAGCACCCCCUCCUGCCCACUCUUUGAGAGUCAGCCAUGGCAAGUUCCAGAAACAGGGAGAAGCGGUGAUGAAGAAUGAAAGGAUUAAACCACGUGGAACAGAUACUGAGCUGAUUGCUCCAGUUCCUGGCUGAUUUCCUGACGCCCAUGAAACCACCAUAUCUCUUCUGGAAACUUUUCUUGUCUUCCACAGCGUUGAUGCCAUCGUGAUACCUCUUCAUGGACCUUUCAUUUGGCUUGGAAGCCAGUGGCUCUGCUUGGAAAUCAUAGGACCUCUUGGCUGAAGGCAUUUCUGUAUCUUGUGGACUGUUGAUCACCUCAAAUGUGGCCUCAGUUACAUCAUCAAGGUCUUCGGUGCUCCCAAUGGGCAUCACAUUCUUCACAUCUUGCAGAAAGGCAUGAGUAUUUCCCGAGUCAAUGGUGCCAAAGAUCCUAGCAACACCAAAAGGCAGGUUCCUGGCUUGAGAUGAACUAAUUUUCAGAGAUAACAAUGGAGAUACAGAGAUGAUUUGUCGACAGUUUUUCCAAAUGGCAGAAGAUGGAAUUUUCCCUUCACACUCCAGACUGCAGGCCUAAAACAAAAAGGCAGGUUAUUUAUUGAGGGGGGAGGGCAGGACAUAGCUCACUAUAACUUCAUUAAAUCAUUUAUUUUAUCAA